AUGGAAGUAAUGGAAGCACCUCUCAACCUGGAUUAUCAGCAGAGCAGACGAGCAGACCAUUUAUUAGCUGCAGGGAAAUACGAAGAGGCUCUUUCUUGUCACAAGAAGGCUGCGACAUAUCUUUCUGAUGCUAUGAAGCUAUCAAGUUAUUUAUCACUGGAAUUACAAAGGGAUAGCCACAUGAAACAGUCCCUCCUCAUCCAGGAGAAGUGGAAAAGGGCAAAGUGUGAAGAACGAUCAAAAGCUCAGAACACAGACAAGGAUGUAGCUACCCAUCUUCAGUCAUCUCACAAACCCUCUGCUAAAGAUGCAGAGGGCCAGAGUCCCCUUCUUUCUCAGAAGUACAGCCCUUCUACAGAGAAACACCUCCCUGAAAUUCAGGGAGUCUUUGACAGAGAUCCAGACACACUACUAUUUUUAUUUCAGCAAAAGAGUGAGCCAACAGAGCCAUAUAUUGGAAGCAAAUCCCUGAAGGAUGAUAAAACAAUUAUCGAGGAGCAGGCAACCAAAAUUGCAGAUUUGAAGAGGCAUGUGGAGUUCCUUGUGGCUGAGAAUGAAAGAUUAAGGAAAGAAAAUAAACAACUAAAGGCUGAAAAAGCCAGACUUCUAAAAGAUCCAGUAGAUAAGGAGCUGGAUGUGGAUGCUGAUUUUGUAGAAAAGUCAGAGUUAUGGAGCUUGCCUCCACAUUCAGACACUGCUAUAGCUUCUUCAACCUGGCAGAAAUUUGCAGCAAAUACUGGGAAAGCCAAGRAUAUUCCAAUACCCAAUCUUCCUCCCUUGGAUUUUCCAUCUCCAGAACUUCCACUUAUGGAGCUAUCUGAGGAUUUUCUGAAAGGACUUAUUAAUAAUUAA
Urocitellus parryii (Arctic ground squirrel) is the source of this 852-nucleotide messenger RNA. Lineage: Eukaryota; Metazoa; Chordata; Mammalia; Rodentia; Sciuridae. The record is from RefSeq and is a predicted model, not a curated record.